AUGUCGACGCUGAAUGCAAGUUUCUCCAUCGGGUCCAUUGGCGACGUGACGACUCUGCUCGGUAUAACUCAUGCGCUUACCAAGAGGCUCUCGCGGGUCGAUUUGAUCUACGAGGAGCACAAAGCUCUACAGCGCGAGCUGCAGCUUCUCCAGAUCUUGCUGGUGCAAGUCUCCUCAUCCGCGCGGGUUCUUGGUAUGCGAGCCAGCGAGGACCUAGAGCGCAAUUUGAUGUCAUGCAAGACUCUAGUCAACUCGGUCCAUGUACGAGUGACGGAGAUUGCACACUCGCUCAGCAGCAAAGGAAGCAAGUCUUGGCCUGCCUUGUUCCGUAGUGCCGGUACGCGCAUGUUCGCCGAGGAGGAAGUGAGGAUAUACGCCGAGCAACUCCGUGAAGCACGGAUGAAGCUCUCGGUCGCCCUGGGGCUGUGUGCAGGUUCAAGUUCGGCCAGCAGGGACUCGCAUACCCCUGUGACGCUCACCUCCAGCAAAUCUCAGGUUGCGAUGUGUAACCCACGGACACUCGGGUAUCCCUGGGAAGGUGGUAUUGAGCGCGGGAAGGAGCCUGUCUGUGUCACCAGCGCGACUGGGGAAGAGAUUCUUGUGCCUUUCGAGUUCUGCACCAGUUUUCAGCUAUUGACGGACGUCAUGAAAUUAUCUAUAGGAAAUGAGCCGUGGUCGGAUAUGGCUCGGGCGGCGUCGUUCGUAUACUGCUCUGGAUAUGACGAUGAGGGGCUCGCGAAGAGUAUUCAUGUACUGGACGGCAAGCUCGUUACUUACGACCAAGCGUGGGCGGUGAUUACGCCUGGCAUGCGUCUCUCCCUCACCAUCCCAGUUGUCGUCAAGCUCUGUCCAGAAUCCGUGGACCCAGAGCGUGAUUGGCCUUUUUCCUUCCCACUUGCAGGCAGAUGGUGGGUGGAGACUCUACAGCAUAUGAUUUCGCUCGAGAGGCUUUUAAAGAGGUCAGUGCCACGAAAACCUAGCUACAUCGAAGCUCACAGAGUGGUGUGCAGCGACUACAGCGAGUAUAUACGAGAAGGCCUACGAGCCUUCAAGAUGACGGAACAAGGUCGACAACACCGCUACUGCCUGAGAUGCUAUGAUCAUUGGGAUAGACAGGUCGGAUAUACAGAGCUGAGAAAGGAGAGGACUUUGCAGCUCGACAGUGCAACCACUGGCAUCCCACACGACGCCGCGACGUCGCAGUUCAUAUCCACCUUUGACCCCCAACGGCUGAGGAGGGAUAGUGAUUUCGGCCAGCCCGCACGAAAUUGGACUGGUGCACGAGGGAAAAUUAGAUCGCGAGCAACGAACGCGUUUCGCCACAUGAUACAAGACAAGACGAAAGACUUGGAUGGUCACGCCGGCGACGAAGAGGUCUCGCGCCAACCAAGAUACAAGCUCCAUAAUCCUCUUGUCAUAUAUGAUAGUAUACCGAGGAUGGUCCCCGGAUUGGCUCGGAGCGGACGCAUCCAGGCGCGCGAGACGACAUACACCCUGCAUGUCUGUGCUGACAGCGAGGGACAGCGGAUGCCGCGACACAGCCAGAAGCUCCUCCCGGACGAUAUCCUGGAGGCCCUCGAGCCCCGGCAGGGACUGCAGCAGAAUAGCGGUGAUCUGCUCCGCGUGCUGAGCGAGCGUAUCGGCCAGGAGCUUUGCGAUCUGGUGCCAAGAAUCUGGGAUGCCAGGGGUGACUUCGCUCAUGGGAUCGAGAGCGGCAGGCCGGGAUACCGUCCACGUCUUAGCGAGUAUGGACACAUACCUUUGCAUUAA
Gloeophyllum trabeum ATCC 11539 is the source of this 1770-nucleotide messenger RNA. RefSeq lists its product as uncharacterized. The record is from RefSeq and is a predicted model, not a curated record. Lineage: Eukaryota; Fungi; Basidiomycota; Agaricomycetes; Gloeophyllales; Gloeophyllaceae. The transcript is spliced from 8 exons. Bases 1 to 1770 code for a protein of 589 amino acids.